Messenger RNA from Rosa chinensis, 2823 nucleotides. RefSeq names its product 7-methylguanosine phosphate-specific 5'-nucleotidase A. Gene Ontology annotation, molecular function: 5'-nucleotidase activity; magnesium ion binding. The record is from RefSeq and is a predicted model, not a curated record. Bases 87 to 1145 code for a protein of 352 amino acids. Gene Ontology annotation, cellular component: cytoplasm. The transcript is spliced from 9 exons. Lineage: Eukaryota; Viridiplantae; Streptophyta; Magnoliopsida; Rosales; Rosaceae.
UGAUCUUCAUUUUUAACUGCAUAUCCGAAACAGAGACGGAAGGACAAAUAGAAAGGGGAGUGUAAAUAACAAAGAUUUGAUAUCAAAUGAGUAAUCGCCUCCUCUUCGUUGGCACCACCAUUUGCUCUAAUCGCUGCUUCAUCCCACACCACUUCACUUCCAGGAGCUGCUUUUGUAGUGGUACCUUGAGAAAUCAGACUAACAUGGAAUCCGAUGAGGUUGUGGUGGUGGCUCACCCUCACCUUUUGGAUACCAAAAUUGCUGCUAUUCGGAAUGCGGGUCCCCCCAAACUCCAGGUUAUAGCAGAUUUUGAUGCCACACUCACAAAGUACAGAGUGAAUGGUUCUCGGGGACAAAGCAGUCAUGGCCUUUUGCAACAGGAGAAUCCUGAAUAUAAUAACAAAAGGCGGGAGCUAUUCGAAUACUAUCAUCCAUUAGAGUUCUCGCCAGCUAUUCCAAUUGAACAAAAAACUAAGCUUAUGGAGGAAUGGUGGGGAAAGACUCAUUCUCUUUUGAUUGAGGGAGGCCUUACCUAUGAUGGGAUAAGGCAAUCCGUUGCUGAUUCCACAAUUGCUUUUAGGGAGGGUGUUGUUGAAUUAUUUGAGUUUUUAGAGAAAAGAGACAUUCCUGUUCUUAUAUUUUCAGCAGGACUUGCAGAUAUCAUAGAGGAGGUCCUGAGGCAGAAAGUUCACAGAUUGUUUAAAAAUGUGAAGAUCGUCUCCAAUAGGAUGGUAUUUGAUGAUAACAGCCACCUUGUAUCGUUUAAAGGGAAGACGAUUCAUAGUCUAAAUAAAAAUGAGCACGCUCUUGAUAUGGCUGCUCCACUUCAUGAGCAAUUAGGUGAUUUAGAUGGGCCAACUUAUGAGAAUGCGUCAGUCAAGACAAGAAGAAAUGUCAUUCUUCUGGGCGAUCAUAUUGGUGACCUGCGAAUGUCUGAUGGUUUGAACUAUGAGAAUAGAAUUUCCGUGGGAUUUCUGUUGUGGCACACACAUAAGGUAAGUUUUACAGAGAUUAUAUUUGAUGUGGUCUGGGUGAUGAACUUAACUACAAGUUCAUGGAAGGUACUUUGUCACUUAGUCUGGCUGUCAAAAAUCACACAUGCAGCAGGCUUGGACAGAUUUUCCCUGGAUGAACAACAGUAUUGACUAUCAAAGGUGAAAAGCAUGGUUGUGGAGCUCUCCAAGGAUUCUAUAAUGCUCUGUAAUUGCUCAUGGAAGCAAGAAAGGCUGAGCAGCUAGGGCCUAAUAUCAUCUGGAAUAAUUUUUUUCUCCAAGUUAGUUCCUCUUCUGGAACCCAUAUCAUUUGUGGUGACAUGUUGGUUGGGAUAGGGCUAUAGUCUAAUGCCUAAGUCAAUGGCUUGUGGUUAGGUUUGUUAUAUGGUAAUUCGGAGCACUGGGCAGGCAUUUCUUAAGUAAAUCAGAUUCUCCAUUGGUGAUGGUUUCAAGCUGGUGUUGAAAUUUGUGGUGUGAAUGAGAGAGCCAGGCAAGAUGGGGGUAUUACUGUGGGAGGUAGUCUUGAAUCUGAAGAUUUGCCUACUAGUGUGCAACUGAACAUUGCUGUCAUGAUUUGACGUGCGAUUGAGAGUAGUUAGUGUUGCUAGGAGGAGCAUCUGGAAAGUGAAAUUACUUGUCAAAAUGGGCUUCAUUUUAUUUUUCAGGAGCUUCUGUGGAAGGCUAAUGGCGUAAUAAUCUUAAAAGUAUAACAUAGUUGUAGUUAAUAGCAUCAUUGUAUAAAGUUAGCAUCAAUACUGGACCAUAUUUUACAACAUCUGAGGUUGGGACUUUUCUUUUCUUCAUUUGAGGAUUGUGUAACAAUGUCUCUGACAGUUCUGUAGAUUCAAUAGUUUUAUUGCAUCAAAAAGGUGGAAUUGGUGCAUACCUGUGAAGUGUGAUUGUAUGUACACCCUUCCAUUGAGCUUCCUACUGACUAAUUUGAUACUCUAUUUUCAAAUCCCUUUGUUAGUUCACUUCUUGAUACCAACCAUCCCUUUGUUAUUCAUCAGAGCUAUACAGCCAAGUUAAUUGAAGUCAUAAGCAGGACCUGGCUGAAGUCAUAGCUAAGUUGACAUUCUUGGGACAGGCUGGCCCCAUGAUAUUUAUCUGCCUCUUGUGUAGUAUUUUGUUUGUGGGGACUUGGAACCACCCCCUAACUCACCAGAAAAAGAAAAUAGGAAAUGUACUUAUUAUUUGAAGAUAGGAAAUGUAAUUAUUUGAAGAAAUGAUUCCUUCUCUCCUACAGGUUAGAUUACCAUGAAGAGGAGAUUGAGUGUGUUACCAAUCUGCAUGGUGAUAUAUAAGAUGCUUAAGUGGAGUUGGAUUCAUUUGUAAUUGGUGGGCAAAGAAAUGAGUUGAUAUGAUAUCAGUGUACAAAACCCAAAAGGUUGGCAUGGGUUGGGAUGACCAAGUACCCCAUCGUUGACAUUUCCAGUUAUGGGAUAUUUUCAUUUUUCAGUUGUCUAAAGUAUAGCCAAAAUGGGUAACUAUUGAGAUCCUCAAAAUGAAACAGCCAAAAUAGGUUCAUAUUGCAACAAUUAUUGCUUUGAUGUUUUACUUCUGACUGGAUAGCUACAUCACUUUUAUAUCAUUAAUCUCUUUUACAUUUUAAGCCGAGUAAUUUAAGCUUUCCUCUAUUUUUGAUGGUGCUAGAUUUGUAUAAACUUCUUUGCCUGCAAUGAUGUUUUUAUUUUCAUUCUUUAGUAGUGAGAAAGAGGAUUCUGUACUGAAUAGCUGCGAAAUUUAUAUUUAAUUCUGUUAAACAUGCCAGACAUAUAGGAAUGGUGGUGGUUCGUCGUAGAUUGAUUUGGCUACUUAACCUUGUUACUGC